AUGGUUUAUCGAAUCCUAACUCGUUCAACUGUUAUUAGCUAUAUGAAGUAUAUAAAGUGCAGCAAUAUUAUAAGUUUUCAAUUGGCAAUCGAUAAAAGCCAAAGGUGUGGCUUGAAAAACAGUCAUAAGAAUUUUAACUCUACGCGAGUAAAAAUGUCAUCAACAAGACACGAAAAGCCAACUGGAGGAGCUUUAAUAAUUGAUUUUAAUGCAAAUCACCGGUCUUUUGCUAAAUGGCAAAGAUCUCGAAAUGCUUUAGUGGAUGACUUGGAAACCCGUGGAUUUGAAAUUCAAAACUCGAUUAGUUUUUGGUGGCGCUUGUUCAACAAUUUAGCUUCGUACUUGCCAUGGAAUGUUCAAACGCAAAGGAACUAUUUCUUUGAUACUGCACAAGAAGUCAAAGAAAAACUUUCGGAAAUAGUGAAUAAGAACUCCUCAUCAAGCUUUGAUUUCAUAUUAAUAAUUUUUAUUGGUGACUAUUACAAAGAUCGUUUUUUGUGUGAAAGUGGUGAACUUAAAUUAGAUGAUUUGUACAAGCCGUUCGCAACAAGCACAGCUUUAUUAUCAACUAAAAAAAUAUUUCUAACCUACAUCAAGGAAAAGUCAGAAUAUCCUUCAGACCUUUUUCGAGCAACAGAAGAGACAAGGACAUCCGAAAACAAAUAUGUAAAAUAUAUUCAAGAUCAAAAAAGGUUUCCAACAUAUGCUAAUAUGUGCAGUUUAUACAUUAACAGUAGUGUAUGCAGCUCAAAGAAAUUUAUAGAGGUAUUUUUGGACACAAUAUCAGACUCGUCGCAAUCAAAUAUCAUCACAAUAAUGGCUAAUUUUCGAGCAAGAUUAAAUAGAAUUUGUGAAGGACAUUUUGUACCAAUAUAUGAAUCAACCAUGCAAUAUAGCAAAAGUACUUUUCCUUAAAAAAGAACUGGUUGUCAUUGCAGUUGAAAAUAUGUUAAAAGUGUAUCAAAAAUUAAAUUUAAACCAAUCAUGUUUGAUCAUUUGAUCAGUUCCACACUCUUGAUUUAAAAAGAUGUGCUCCAUUACGUCGAGUGUCUUUACUUAAAUUUUAACAUCUUUGUCAAAUUACUUCUAAAGAUUGGCUGUUGACAAACUCUUAGAUAUUUAUUUUCAGUAGGAUUAACCAAAAUUCGUUCAUUUGCUACACGUUCAUUUACUUUUGCCAUUAUAAGAUCUAUUAUUAAACCAGGAUUUUCGUUAAUUACAAUACAUAAACUCUAAUUUAAAGAAAUAUUAAAUAAU
This is a messenger RNA of Chironomus riparius, 1257 nucleotides long. The record is from the annotation of a GenBank genome assembly. NCBI's taxonomy places the organism in Eukaryota, Metazoa, Arthropoda, Insecta, Diptera, Chironomidae.